This is a messenger RNA of Vitrella brassicaformis, 2272 nucleotides long. Lineage: Eukaryota; Vitrellaceae. The record is from the annotation of a GenBank genome assembly.
CGGGACGCCUGCUGAAGACAGCGGUGUUUUUCCUGCAACCUGGAUUGCCGUGAGAGUGGAGGAUGCGCCAUGAGGGUGGAGCUCCAUCCGCGUCAAAGCGCUGCGGCUGUCGGUGCGCACAGAUGCUGCAGCGGCGGACAGAUGCAGACGAGUCGACACCGAGGUGGCAACGCAGAAACACACCCUCUCUCACGCUCUGCAAGCUGCGUAGCGUACCACCUGGUCUUCCUGCCUGCAGGUGUUUCGACGCCACCCAGCCAUUUGCCUCUUCCCACCACCCUCCUAGCGGCCCAUGGCUGCCCCACCCCCGACGGCAGCGCUCAUCCAAGAUGGCGUCAUGCUUGCUCCUCACCACCCUCGUGCUACUGUUACUUGUCUGCCGGGCCUCAGCGGCUCCCCCGGAGGCUCCCUAUUCGCUUAAGCGAGAGCCCCUUAUGGCCGAGCCAAUGCUGCCCUCCGUGCCGCCCGAAGACCACUUGGUGGACGACCUGACUCAGCAGGAGGGCACGGAUACGAUGACAGUGCCCCCUGCCCUUGACGAUAGCCCUGAGCGUCACGUGGGGGAUGGUGUGGAAAGUUUGGCGAUCGACACAGGCGUUGGCACGAAUUCCAACCGGCACUCGUGGACCGGUAUGACUGUGGCAGACCCCACCUCUGACGACCCCUUCCCUGCUGAGCAACAUGCCGAUGACGACGUUGCUGCCAACCACCGGGCUGAGGAGGGGCAGCACCAGGAGGCCGCCCCCGAGCUGCCCGCUGGUGGUGUCUCGGGUUCGUAUGCGUUGGAUGAUUCGCAGAUGGAGGAGACGCUGACCGCCCUGGAAGUGAUAGAAGAGGAGGCCAAAAGAGUGAGGGACGAGGUGGAAAAUCUGGCGCCGCGAAGGCGGGCCUGGAUAGCUACCGGCGUGGUAAGGCACACAGACAGACAGACAGACAGACAGCUGUCAAGCAAGCAACCAACGACACACACGACCUCUUAUGUAUGUGGCUCAGAUUGUACGUUCUGUGUUGUACUGCUGUGAAAUGUUGCAGGUGGUGGGUCUGGCGUUCCUGCUCAUCAUCGGCGGUGGGUGCGUCUUCACCGUGUUUUAUCUGCAGCGGCUGAAGCGCAGCAGCCACUGGUUCCACGCCACGCAGCUGUCUGGCAAUGGUGGGGGCGGCAUUCUGUCAUCUGGCAGCGGCAAUUUGGCCCUUGAGGAUGCCAGGGAUCGCGGCGAGUCGCUGCGGGCAGUGGUGCAAAACGACGGGCAGAUCGACCCAUUCAACUGCCACACGUACACGACCCGCAGAGGCUGGCCACCCAACCCAGUCUGACUGAUGUCUGAUCUGAUGGAGGGUGGGUGUAUCAGGCAGACAGACAGAGAGACACAAACAGGCAGACAGACAGACAGGUAAGUACUUUUUCGCCCUGAGUAAUCGAUUGUGUUUGGCCAAGGAAGGGCUCUCCCGCAUACAUACGUGGCUGUGAAAGUGCGCCUCUAUCGUAUCACUGAUGCCUUUUUGUGUAUUGGGUUGCACGGCAGGCAGGCGAGAGAUAGAUCGAUCGAUGGAUGGAUGGAUGGAUGGAUGGCACCGGUCAGGCAGAAGACGCGAUCGCGACGAAGUGAUCUGUUUUGCCUAGGGGUGAGAUGGGGCGGGGCGGGCACCCUCUGCUUGAGGUCAGUUUAUCAUCUCUCUGUUCAUCUGUUGUAUUCUAACGUCGAGUGCAAUGUGGUAUCCCUCUGUCAAAGAAUGCAUGUAUGUGGGUAUAUCUUGCCUCCGGCUUUUUUUGGCUGUGUGUCGAGAUCGCUGUGUCCUUUCUUACGUACGCGGCCUCUGCGUGCGGAGUGUCAAAUGGCGCCCCACAUGUGGCCGCUGUAAGCAUUGGCAGAUGAACAACUUGCCGACUCAAUCCUGUGCAUGUCUGUCUGUCUGUCUAUAGCAAAGAGAGGAGGGAGGGAGGGAGGGAGGGAGACGGGAUGACAUAGCUACUUACCUAUCUCUCCGACUACUUGCUGUCCCUGGUGUGUAGGUUGACUGCUACGUACGUGUAUACAUGCGUACAUCCGUACACACAUACAUACGUACACAUACAUACAGACAGACAUGCUGGGUGGACGGCUGCCUGAUUCUGUCUGUGAAUGCAUUGACUGUGUAUGUGUAAGUGCCUUUGAAGCCCGUGCAGUCGCGGACAUGUCAGCGCGUAUGCGUCUCGCCUGUGCGCGUGGCACUCAUCGGCACGUACGAACACAUCGCAUCUAUCGAUGCACUGUGCGUGAAUGAAUGUUCGUCC